Molecule: messenger RNA, 2166 nt
Organism: Lindgomyces ingoldianus
Lineage: Eukaryota; Fungi; Ascomycota; Dothideomycetes; Pleosporales; Lindgomycetaceae
Exons: 3
Coding region: 111-2063 (650 amino acids)
Source: RefSeq, a predicted model, not a curated record
CAAAGGGCAGGCAUGAAAGCUUGGCAAACCUCUCCAGGAAGCUGCGUGCCUCGCCCUUCACUCCAGAGCUUCCCCAACGCGCCUCCGCUCGCUGCACCCAUUGGCCCACCAUGCCGCCGUUCAAAGAUGAACAGAUAAUCAUCAUCGCGCCAGGCUCAGAGACGACGGUCGCGCAGCUCGGCCUGCCCGAGUCUUUCACACCUGCCCGCAUACGCGUGCGGUCGCGCAUGUUCCCAGCCGAGAAGGAGGGAGAAUGGGAGCCCUACAAAGUGCGCCGGCGCUCAGACAAGCCCGAGAUGUCCGCGCCGGCCCAUGAUGCCCAAGGAGCUGUCCUGAACCCCGCAAACCGCGAUGACGACGACAUUGUGUACGAGGAGGAUCGUGUGUCAGAGGAAGGCGCGGUCUGGCCUAUCCAGCAGGGCAGGAUCGUCAACUGGCCGUGUUUCUUCGCCCUCGUCACCCACGUCUACAAUACCAUGAAUCCCCCCUUCCACACCCCCAUUCUCCUCAUAGCACAACCUGCCUGGGCACCACGGGAGCAUGAGAGGCUGACCCAGUUCUUCUUCGAGAAAUUCAAGACGCCUGCAUUCGGUCUCAUGGACUCGGCGCUGGCUACAAGUUGGGCGUAUGGCGUCCAUACCUCCACAGUCGUCGAUGUUGGAAGAGACAAGGUGGACGUCACGGCCGUUAGCGAGUUUAUACCACAUAUACAAGGCAGAGUCAUUGCAUUGCCCGAGUGUGGUGGCGAGGCCCUUACAAACGGCCUUCUUGCAAAGCUCAAAUCUAGAGGGCUGACGCGGGAUAUGUGCGAGCAGCUCAAGAAGAGCCCAAUUUGCGAACUGUUGCCCCCGGGGACGCCACUGCCGGGAACUGGAGAAUCUAAUGGCCUAGACAGGAUCACAAACCCCGCCGCGGCCGCGUCUACCGGAGCGCCUGGGUCCGGGCCUGCAGCCGCUUCCGCCAUAGGGAACGUCCCUCGAGGCCCAGGAGCGGACACCGAAGUUGGGGACGACGGCAAUGGAGACGAGAGUGAGGGGGUCCUUGACGUAGCCAGCAUCGUCGCAGGAGGCAAGAUGAGCGAGUAUCUGGCCCGGAAAGAGAAAGAGAAAGAGGAGAAGGCGGCAGCCAAAAAAAAGGGUCUUGAAGCUGCAGUACAACCAGCUCGACCUAUCAGGCUCCCAAAUGCAAAACGAGAAAAAGCAACCUUCAUGUAUGAAGACCACUUUCUGCUGGACACUUUGAAGAACAUGAAUCUGGGAAGCAAGGGUAUGGCAGAAGCACAGGCUGCACUGGACGAGGGCCCCCAAAAGAAGGGCCAGGACGAUGUAGACGGGGAACCAAGAUCUGCAAUUGAUGCUAGUGGUUCUGCAGACAUGGCUUCGUCGUCUUCCCGUACCGGCCCUAUUCGUCGAGAGAUCGAAGUCGGAGUAGAGCGAUUCCAAGCAGACAGCGGUGGAAUUCUAGAAAAGAUUGCAGACGCGAUACAUCGGACUAUCUCUUCCGUAGAUGAGGUCAACAAGCGAAGCGAGCUUUGGGACUCCUUGAUCAUCUGCGGCAACGGAUCAAGGUUGCGAGGCUUCAAAGAGGCGCUCAUGGUAACACUCCAAACUAAAUAUCUAAUAUCCCCCUCGUCCGCCACCAUCUUCACUUCCGAAAUCCCUUCUAAUAUCUCUACUCCUGCUGGCACCGGAGCCAACACCCCACAACCACAGCUCGGGCCUCAUGGCGGUCCCAGCCAAGUCAAUCCUCUCCUUCUCGCUGCUACCACAGCACAAAACCCACACCUCAUGCCACCGGGUUCUAACCCCCUAGGUAUGCCAGGCAUGUCCAGCCACAAUCAACACUCGUCGCACGGCCAAACACCCACAAGUAUCAAAUUUGUCAAACCGCCGGAAUAUUUCCCGGAGUGGAAAGAUGUUGGGUUUGAUGAAAGCGCAUUUCUGGGUGCUCAAGUCGCAGCAAAAGUCAUAUUUGUCGUGGAUCAAGGCCAGAGUAAGGGAUAUAUGACCAGGCCUGAUUAUAAUGAUCAGGGGCCUAUGGGCAUACAUGAUUACAGUCUAUAAUCUUCACAUGCUGUAUACCUUGUUCGGAGUUCCGGUCAUGGUGUGGCGGCGCUUUUAAGGAAAGAGGAAAGGAAGCCCUUGGGAGGCUGGCUAUUGAUCAUGG